Messenger RNA from Mollisia scopiformis, 1932 nucleotides. RefSeq names its product signal recognition particle, 68 kDa subunit. Gene Ontology annotation, molecular function: endoplasmic reticulum signal sequence receptor activity; signal recognition particle binding; 7S RNA binding. Gene Ontology annotation, biological process: SRP-dependent cotranslational protein targeting to membrane. Bases 38 to 1912 code for a protein of 624 amino acids. Gene Ontology annotation, cellular component: signal recognition particle, endoplasmic reticulum targeting. The transcript is spliced from 3 exons. The record is from RefSeq and is a predicted model, not a curated record. NCBI's taxonomy places the organism in Eukaryota, Fungi, Ascomycota, Leotiomycetes, Helotiales, Mollisiaceae.
ACACAAUUGUUCGAAAAGAGUUGACACAACUUGAAGGAUGGAGGUCACCAAGUUUGUUGUCUCUGGCAGAGACAAGGCAAAGCUAUAUGGCGACUAUAGCAGCUAUCGGACACAGCUGUCUAAUCGUAUUCACAACCUGCGACGAAAACUUGGCGUUGCGACAAAGAAGGCCCCCGCCAAAUAUACAAGCAAAACCCCAGUGACGGCAGAGGACAUUGGGCGCAAUCAUGAAUUCGUCAAUCUAGUACUCCUUACCUCCGAACGCGCCUGGGCACAUGCUAUGUCGAUGAGAGAGGUACAUUCUGCAGACAAGCAAGGUAUUACUGGCUCAACUCGAUCGCACAUUAUCUCAAGGCUACACAAAGCCACUGUGUAUGCCAGGAACCUCUUCGAACUUCUCACCGACCUCAGUCAGACUGGUGCCAACAGCGAAGAUGUAUUGGAAGCACGUGCGUAUGCAGCUUCACUCGCUGGAGCCAAGGAGUUCGAGAAGCAGAACUGGGAGGAGUGUGUGAAGAGUUACUCCGAAGCUCGGAUCAUAUACAGUGCACUGGCUACAUCUACAAAGAGCGAUAUGUUCAAGGAUCUGCUGUCAGACCCAGUCGAUCCAAGUAUACGUUAUGGAGCAUACCAGAUGAGAUUGCCCAGAACCGUUGCUAUUCCUACCAUAGCGAGGAAAUACUUUCCCAGGUCGGAUAGCAAGCUAGUCUCUGAUGUCGAGAAAUUAGACCCCGAUGUACUUAAUGAGCACCCGACAAGAGCCAGAGCCGAAGCUGCAGAAUCUGGAGAUGUCCCGAAAACGAUUACUUGGAGAUCACGUACAGUGGAUAUUGAGGAUGCAGCAAUUGCAUCUACGUUAGCGUCAGUUAACGCAGCUGCAAAGAAGUUGUCCGAAACAUUGGCAUCUGUCACAGCAGUUCAGGCCAAAGAACGAGCAUCUGCAUACGAUGAUAUUCUUAUUGCAAGCCAGGAUGCCGUAGACGCUACGAAGCACGCAAUCGAUGAGUUGGUGGGAGAAAGUGUGGGCCAAGGUGACAAGCGAAUGCAAAGUCUACAAAUUACCAGGACAGCAGUCAGUUAUGAAAUGGUCAGCUGGCGAAUAGGACGAAACAGAGUUCUAGUUGGCGAGCGGGACGGAACCGCACUCGACACUCCUACUGUUCACCAGAGCAAGAAGAAGAACCAGAAGCCAGUAAAGGAAGAAGGGACGGGCCGAAAGCUUGCUCAUUUCCGCGAGAAGGCAGUAUUGUAUGACGCAAUUCUACAAAGUUUAGACUCGAUCAAGGAGCUUCCUGGCGUUGCUGCUGAUUCAGAAUUUCUCGAAGAGCUAGAAUCAAAGCACCAUUACUUCUCUGCACUGAAAUGUCUCACAAUCGCUCGUUCUCAUGCAUUAUUGUCCAACCCCAAGAAUGCCCUCGCCCUUCUCGCCCGAGCAUCAGAAAAGAGCACUCUAGCUCAUCAGCAUCUCUCUUCAUCCAUGGACACCUCCGACUCUUCCUCGCCACCAAAUAUCACCAUAUCCCCUUCAGAAGCCACAUUCCUCAAGUCCCUCCUUGACGCCGAACUCCAACGCCAUAGAGCCCUCGUCGAACUCUCCAAUUUCAACAACUCACCCCAGCAGAAUAACUCGAGCCUCAAAAACGGACAGCCCUUAAUCGAGAAACUGAACGAGUAUCCAUCCCAAGAAGUCGAUCUCGAAAACUUGGUUACGUAUCCACCGAAGUUGGAGCCGAUUCCUGUUAAGCCGUUGUUCUUUGAUGCGGCGUGGAACUACAUCGAGUACCCUGGCCGAGAAGUGCAGGAGAAGGCUGGAAAUGGAGUUAAGGGCGUGUCUGGUGGUGGUGAGAAAGCAGCUGAGCAGCAAACUGCACAACAGCAGAAGAAGGGCUGGUUUGGCUUUGGUAGAUCAUGAGUAGAAAAAGAACAUCUUGC